Messenger RNA from Osmerus eperlanus (European smelt), 3551 nucleotides. It is a transcript of the gene arhgef9a, whose product is annotated as Cdc42 guanine nucleotide exchange factor (GEF) 9a. The transcript has 11 exons. Gene Ontology annotation, molecular function: guanyl-nucleotide exchange factor activity; protein binding. The record is from RefSeq and is a predicted model, not a curated record. Lineage: Eukaryota; Metazoa; Chordata; Actinopteri; Osmeriformes; Osmeridae. Bases 165 to 1826 code for a protein of 553 amino acids.
GCAGAGACUUGCAGCAUCAUUUCACAGCGGCAACGUUAUCAUCACAUUGGGUGUAUGCGCUUACGAGCUUUACGAAAAUAGAGAACUGCACUAGGUUCGUCUAUUCAGGGAACCACCGUGCGAAGAGAGCAAGACUGGAAGGGGAUCUUACGGUAUUGACCCUGAUGAUGAUGAGGAUGAUGAUGCUGAUCAGUGGAGGAUCCAUCGUCAGUGCUGAAGCCGUCUGGGAUCAUGUCACCAUGGCCGACAGGGAGCUGGCAUUUAAGGCAGGGGAUGUCAUCAAGGUCCUGGACGCGUCCAAUAAGGACUGGUGGUGGGGCCAGAUCGAUGAUGAGGAGGGAUGGUUCCCUGCCAGCUUUGUGAGGGUUGAAUCUCACCCAUCCCAACCUCAAACAAAACAGGUUUUCUAUAUCAACCCUAUAGCAGCUUCACGGUUCCAAAACACAACGACCAAGCUGUGGGUGAACCAGGAGGAGAGCUCGGUGGUGGAGGCCGUGGAGGGGCCAAGCGAGGUCCAGAACGGCCACGCGGAGGCCAGCCCCAGCAGCGACUGCCUCUGCCUGGGCCAGCCCGCGCAGAACCGUGACCAGAUGAGGGCCAACGUCAUCAACGAGAUCAUGAGCACCGAACGCCACUACAUCAAACACCUGAAGGACAUCUGUGAGGGUUACUUUCGACAAUGCAAAAAAAGAAGAGACAUGUUUAACGAUGACCAGUUGAAAGUCAUAUUCGGGAACAUUGAAGACAUCUACAGAUUCCAGUUGGGGUUUGUUCGAGACUUGGAGAAGCAGUACAACACGGAGGAACCCCACCUCAGCGAGAUAGGCCCCUGCUUCCUGGAGCACCAAGAUGGCUUCUGGAUAUACUCAGAGUACUGCAACAACCACGUGGACGCCUGCAUGGAGCUGUCCAGACUGAUGAGGGACGGACGCUACCAGCACUUCUUCGAGGCUUGUCGCCUGGUCCAGCAGAUGAUCGACAUCGCCAUCGACGGCUUCCUGCUCACUCCGGUCCAGAAGAUCUGCAAGUACCCUCUGCAGCUGGCCGAACUGCUAAAGUACACCGUCCAGGACCACAGCGACUACCGUUAUGUUGCGGCAGGUCUGGCAGUCAUGCGGAACGUCACACAGCAGAUUAACGAACGCAAGCGUCGCCUGGAAAACAUCGACAAGAUGGCCCAGUGGCAGGCGUCUGUUCUGGACUGGGAGGGGGAGGAUCUCCUGGACAGGAGUUCGGAGCUUGUCUACACCGGGGAGUUGUCCUGGAUCUACCAGCCCUAUGGGAGGAGUCAGACAAGGGUUUUCUUCCUGUUCGACCACCAGAUGGUGAUGUGUAAAAAGGAUUUAAUACGAAGAGACAUUUUGUACUACAAGGGCCGCAUUGACAUGGACAGGUACCACGUUGUGGACGCGGUGGAUGGGCGAGACGACGACUUCAACGUGAGCGUGAAGAACGCCUUCAAGCUGAGUAACAAAGACUCAGACGAAAUCCACAUCUUCCUGGCCAAGAAGCUGGAGGAGAAAGUUCGCUGGCUCAGAGCAUUUCACGAGGAGAGGAAAAUGGUGCAGGAAGAUGAAAAAAUAGGGUUCGAGAUAUCUCAAUAUCAGAAGAAGCAGGCUGCCAUGACAGUGCGAAGAAUGACCAAACAGAAAGGCCAGAGAUCGGUGCCCCCUGCGUACCCUCCCCCUGGUGAUCCCAUGAACCCAGGACAGUACCUGGUAGCAGAUGGCCUGGCACAAUCAGAUGUCUUUGAAUUCAAUGAACCUAAAAGGAGCCAGUCACCUUUCUGGCAGAACUUCAGCAGGUUAACCCCGUUUAGGAAAUAAGAGACGAUUCUGCAAGACCAACUUAUUUUUGAGAAGCACGGUUGUCAUGGAAACCGGACACGAAAGGAUGGACCGGAAGUAUUUUGGAUUUUUGGAAACAUUUAGCUUGUGAACAUCGUACUGAUGACUGUACUGUUCUAAUCACUUUACCCGUAUGACUGCAAGUAGCAACUGCUCCACCACAAAGAUCGAUGACCUUCGGAAACCGACAGAAAACCAAAACACCCUCCCCUUAACCUGUGGGAAUGUUGUUCAUGACCUCUGUCUGUGGACAUGAUUAGGGAACUGUGGUGAACCACAAAACACAAGUGUCCACGUGUAAAAAUGAGGAAGCACUCUUCAUCAACUUAUCUUUAUGCCAAAAUUGGUUGUGUCCUACAGUUCACUGUGACCUUAAUGGGCAUUUUAUGAGUUCUCGUUUUUCUUUCUCGUAGAGGUUAGCAUUGAAGAUGCCGGCCAAAUUAAACACUCUUAUUGUUUCUGUAAAUAUUAUUUUCCUCCCCAUCUAGAAUCAGUGUUUUAUUUACAAUGCAUGACAACUCUCCAUUGCAGGUAUUCUUUGUGCAAUUAUAUUCGUACGGGUCUAAGAAAAUAGAAUUAGCAUCAUCGACUUCAAUUAUGACAUCUUAUACUGUUGACAGGGUACUCAUGGUGUAUAUAUUUUGCUGACAGACAGGGACCAUCCUGUGUUGUCCUGUGAAUGGUCUCUUUAACCAGUUACACCACCAAGACAGCAGAGUCAGUUAGUGAAGUUAUGAUUUAUUAAUCUCUCAUAAAUUGCAUAUUGCUUUAAUGACUAGGACCGAGAGCUUUUCUGGGCCAUGAAAAACUAUUUUUGGGCUUGUCACAGUCAUGUUGAGAUAGUUGCAGUUCUCCGAAAUGCACCUCUAAUUUCAUAAGAGGGAAUAUAUGGCUAUAAUGCACUUCAGCCAACCAAAUUAGCCAUUCAACAACGAUACUUCUGUCUUAAGAGUUUGAAUGAAAACAUGAAAACACACAAUACACUCUGGGCCUUGAUGGUCCAAGUCAACAAGUUCCUUACCUAGGAGCUAUAUUUUUAUGUGAAAUUCAUCCUUGAUCUUGAAAGUGAACGAAUAACAAACUACUACUUUUAUUCAAAAAAUUACAAUACAACAUGUCAGUUGUCCUAUUCCAGGGAUAGUUGAAGUGGCGCCAGCACAAUGUGAUGACAUCCUGAUUCUAUGCCUGUCAUAGCAGUUUAAAGCCUUCACUUUGAUGCUUGCCUAAAGGCUGAAAUGACACGGCAAAUUCUAAUCUUUAAGGGUUGUUAGGCAUUUGAAUAAAAUGUCUCACGUUUCAAAGUUUUAGCAGAAUUUCACAUAGAGGAUGCAAUUUAAUUGCUCAAGCUGGUUAUCGUUCUCUAUAUUUAUAUCCAAGGGGACAAAUCAAUUUUUAAAAGGAUAUUUAUAUGCCUCAAAAAUGAUAUAAGAUGUUAGAUUGCACUGGAUAUAUUAAAAAAGUGCAGUAUGAAAGUGUGCAGUAAUAUUGAAGGACAAAGAGCUUUGAUUAUUAAGUUAAGUAUCUUAAACUGAUGUAUGAAUUGUCAUUAAUUUAUAAUACAUGAAUUGUAACAAUGGAAACAAAUGCUUAAGUACUGUAUCUGAAUUGUUAAGUUGUUAAUUUUUUUGUUUGUUUUAUCAAUGAUCAUGGACGAUCUAUAAUUUAUUCUGUGACUAUGGCUUGGAAUAAAUUGAAACACAUCGA